GCCACCACGAGGUGGCCGUCGAGGUGGCCGUCGAGGUGGCCGUCGAGGCGGCCUCCAAUCGCUCCACUCGCGCGCCGGCCACUGCGUGGAGCGGCACUCCGUCAUGACGACGCUUGCGCCGAGGCUUGCGCGCCACGCUGGCCACGCCGUCUGCGCCGCGCUGCUGGCGGGACUGGCGGUGCUGGCCGCGCUGGCGGUGUGCAACGCCGCGGCCGUCUCGCCGUCCAUCACGGUCGCCGUGUCCGUCAACGGUACCUUCUUCAACACCACCUUCACGGAGGAGGACUUGGUAGACGCGCCCAACAAGAAACCGGCAGGCCGCGCGGAGCUCGCCGGCAACUGCACUGCUGAGGCCUGCCAGGGCUACUGCCGCCAGCGCCUGCACGCGUCGGGCCGCUGCGACGCGGACCAGUGCAUCUGCAGGAACCUCAAGGACAAGGGCAGAGAUGAAUUGAACUCAAUAAGUGAACGAGAAAGGAAAUCAAUAACCGAGUAA
Thrips palmi is the source of this 496-nucleotide messenger RNA. RefSeq lists its product as uncharacterized. NCBI's taxonomy places the organism in Eukaryota, Metazoa, Arthropoda, Insecta, Thysanoptera, Thripidae. The record is from RefSeq and is a predicted model, not a curated record. The transcript has 4 exons. The coding region runs from base 104 to 496 and encodes 130 amino acids.